This is a messenger RNA of Penicillium paradoxum, 1089 nucleotides long. Its product is annotated as protein-histidine N-methyltransferase. The coding region runs from base 1 to 1089 and encodes 362 amino acids. Gene Ontology annotation, biological process: peptidyl-histidine methylation, to form tele-methylhistidine. NCBI's taxonomy places the organism in Eukaryota, Fungi, Ascomycota, Eurotiomycetes, Eurotiales, Aspergillaceae. Gene Ontology annotation, molecular function: protein-L-histidine N-tele-methyltransferase activity. The transcript is spliced from 3 exons. The record is from RefSeq and is a predicted model, not a curated record.
AUGGCAUUCAGCUUCGGCUUCUCGGGGGAGGAUAUCGAUAUUGACGAUUCUGAGAUCAAUAAUGACUUCUCUGAUGUGCCCUCCCAACAAGCUGUGAGCAAUUCUCUUCCUGAGCUCGUGAAAGCGAAUAAGCAUGAUAUGAAUGAAUGGCUCUCAAUUCUUCCUUCUCAAAUUUUCUACAAUAAGCUUCAAAUCAGCAAUACGCCUUUAGCCGUUGCUCGUCGCGAGAUCUUUGAUAUCCGCACCCAGCUUAUGGCCGAAGACAGCGCAGGACACGAUAAUGAACAGCUGAUUGCCGGCAUCGAGAAAGGCGACAUCACGCCCAAUUUCUAUGAAGGCGGUUUCAAGACCUGGGAAUGUGCCCUGGAUCUAGCCAAGCUUUCUCUCGACGAGGACAUUCUUGAUGAAUCGUCUGAUAGCCCAGUGGACAUUCAUAUAAUUGAGCUUGGUGCAGGCACAGCAGUCCCGUCAUUGACACUGUUCGCCCGUCUUCUUAGCCAGGCCGAGCCAGGCCAGAGUCAACGAAAGACAUUCUUCACUUUCGCGGACUACAACUCAGAUGUGCUCCGUCUUGUCACGCUCCCAAAUCUUCUUUUGACAUGGCACAAUAGCCGCCCCCAGGUGGCUGUAGCAGCUACUCCAACUGCGCGAGACCAGGAUGAAGAGCUGGAUAUCACGCCUGAGGUGAUCGAAGAAUUCAAGAAUGACCUUGUCCAGCGUGGGAUUUUUGUUGAUUUUGUUUCCGGUGCUUGGUCGCCCGAGUUUGUGGAUUUGGUCUUCUCAUCUGGUGAUGCUGCUCGCAAGACCUUGGUUCUUGCCAGUGAGACUAUCUACUCGCCCGGAUCGCUGAAGUCUUUCUCCGAGACGCUUUUGGCACUGCUGCGCCGCUCGAACACUGCAUCGGCGAGAAGCCGAGCUCUUGUGGCGGCGAAGAAGGUUUAUUUCGGAGUUGGUGGUGGUGUUGAUGAAUUCCUUGCUGUGUUGGAUCAUGUCUGUGCUAAUGAGCUGGAUGUGCAGCAGAAGUUGAAUGUCCAAUCUGAGGGCGUGGGAAGAGUGGUGUUGGAGGUGGUGCCAACAAAUGCGUCCUAG